Messenger RNA from Dentiscutata erythropus, 1553 nucleotides. The record is from the annotation of a GenBank genome assembly. Lineage: Eukaryota; Fungi; Glomeromycota; Glomeromycetes; Diversisporales; Gigasporaceae.
AAAUAUGCAUCGUUGGUGCUAGAAUGACUGGCAUGUUUUCGUCUUUACUUUUGAAAAAAGCCGGUAUAAAUGAUAUAACAAUUCUUGAAUAUCAGGAUCGUGUUGGUGGACGUGUUCAUACACAAUAUUUUACUGAUAAUCCUGAUGACGAAAGACGUUUAUAUGGCGAACUUGGUGCGAUGAGAUUACCUUAUAUCAAAGGUCGGCCAGAUCUUAGUCAACAACAAAUAGUCUUUGAUACAAUUGAUUAUAUAAAUGAAUAUAAUAAGAAAGAUAACCCAGAUAGAGAGAUCAAGCUUAUUCUUUUUAUUUUUAGUAAUCCAAAUGCUUUAUAUUAUUUCAACAAUAAAAAAGCUCCAUCCGGUGAAAUUAUGACUAAUAAUUACUCAGAAAGCGCUGGAAUAAAACAAUUAGGAUUACCUGAUGUAAUUCCAGAUAAUUAUCUUAAACUUUGGAAUGAUUCAUUACAACCUUUUUUUGACGAAUUGGAUAAAAAUUUUACAAAUGGUCUCAUAAAUUUAAAACGUUAUGAUCAUUAUUCUGCUUAUUCUUAUUUAAAAGAAGUUUAUCUUCCCAAAGCAUUACCUUCAAAAUCGGCUUACUAUGAUGAAAUUAUUAAUGCUAUUGAAGUGCAAGAAUUAGGCACAGGUGAUUUUCGUCAUUCUAGUUUUGUUAGUGUUGUCAUUGAAAUGUAUACCUUUAGCGACACUAAUUAUGACAUAAGCUGGAGUACCAUCGAUAAAGGAAUGCAACGGUUACCUAAUGCUUUCUUGCCAAUGAUUAAAAAAGAAAAUAUUAAUUUAAAAUAUAGUAGUGAAGUUUAUAAAUUAAAAAAAUCAAAUGAUAGUAAAAUUGAAGUAUUUUGGAAAAUAAUUGUCACUGUUCCAUUAGGUGUCGUCCGUCAUUGGGAUUUACCUUUAAAUUAUUCACUUUCUGGAAAAAUAUUACUCCAAUUCAAAUCACGAUUUUGGGAAAACCCUCCCUCUGAAACUGGUGCUAAUCCUACAACUUCCAACAUUGGAAUUAUUGGUGGUAUCACUUACACUGACCUUCCUAUUCGUGAAGCGGUCUAUCCUUCUGAGGAAGAACGGUUUGAACUCGCAUUAAAAGAUUUAGCAACUAUUCAUGGUGACAUUGUAUAUAAAGAAUGGAUUCCAGGUAAAAAGAAUAAUAAGGCAAAGUACUGGCCUAAUGAUAAAACUACUGGAGGUGCUUUUGCCGAGUUUGGUGUCUCACAAGUAGAAUCUUUAAUGGGUGCCGUUAUGAGACCGGAAGAAUCUAUUCAUUGGGGUGGGGAACAUACUGACAUACAUUGGGGUUGGAUUGCUGGCGCAUUAAAUUCUGGAGUUAGGGUAGUUAGAGAAAUAUUACUUGAAAAUUUAAUGAGUGAUAAAUGGUCCGAAUUGAAGAAUAUGAGAUUAUUAAAAUAUUGGAAUGGAAAUCUCGAUGCGUAUGGAGACAUUGGUAAAUAUCGUCAGGAUGACAAAAUUUCGGAAUCAGAGAUCGCCAUUGUUAUUAUAUCUAAAGGUGAUGGCGCAAAGAGGAUCAUAUAA